Molecule: messenger RNA, 1035 nt
Organism: Alternaria postmessia
Lineage: Eukaryota; Fungi; Ascomycota; Dothideomycetes; Pleosporales; Pleosporaceae
Exons: 1
Coding region: 1-1035 (344 amino acids)
Source: RefSeq, a predicted model, not a curated record
AUGGACCCAACCAUUACCGCGCCCACUGCGCCAUCUCAUUCCCAUUUCCAUUCUCCAACUCCCCCAACAAGCGCUGGCGCUUGCCACCAGAAACUCAGUAUCUGCAUCUGCACCACACCUUCUUCUAAAAUCUACCUCACCCCAAUCAUCGGCUGCGCAAACAAGAAGUGCCGCCCCCGAUAUUACCACCUCCGUUGCGUGGGCCUCUUCCACCGUCCCGAAAAUGCAUCUUCAUGGCUCUGUCCUAAAUGUGCACCUGAUGCCCCCGUUCCGCCACGCAUCUGCAUCUGUGAAGAUGCGCCGUACCGCACUGGGCCUAUGGUUGAGUGUGCCCAGCAUGAGCUGUGUAAGACGCGAUGGUUCCACUUGCCGUGCGCUGGCGUUGAGUUUGGCGCGGAGGAUACGGAGUGGACUUGUGGAGAGUGCAAGGUCGCGAUGAUCAUGCAGCAAGAGCGUGAGGAGGAGAUGGAGCGACGCCGAGCAAAUGGUGAGGAGGUCGAAGAGGUGAUUGAAGGGGUUGCGGAGCAGCAAGAGAAGGAGAAGGAAAGAGAGAGGGAGAAAGUGGUGGAGCUGUCGCAGGCGGACGAUGGAGCAGCUGGGGAUGAGGAGAAGGAGGAUGAGACCGAGCAGCAAGAGUACAUUCCGGACCAUAUUCCGGGUGUCUUCCUAAGUGAAGAUGACGGAACGCCUGCGCCUGCUGCCGCUUCUCCCUUGAAGCGUAAGUCUGACGAAAUUGACAUCCCGCCUCGGAAGAAGUCGAAGCAGACUCCUACAUCCUCCCAAUCUCCCGUCUCCGAAGACACUCCGGAGUACUGCAUCUGCGGUACCCCGGCAGACAACGAUAUGAUCGCUUGCGAUCGGCCGAGUUGCAAUGCUGAGUGGUUCCACUAUGUCUGCGUAGGGUUGACGGCGGCGACGAUUCCCGAGGGGAAAUGGUUUUGUGAGGAGUGUGAGCUGGCUAGAGAGAACGCGAAGAAGAACAAAAAGAAGAAGAAUAAGGGGGGAAAUGGCGGCAAGAGGAAGAGGAAGAGGUGA